AUGACUGAAGACUUGUACCCAGAAAACAUUUCUGAAGAAGGCAUAGUUUCAGAAGAUAUCCAAAUAGUCAACAUACAAGUUCAGAAACAACUAACUUAUUUAGAAAUUCAAUCUUUACAAUUGACAAAUCAUAUUGAUAAUAACUCUACAAUAAAAAUGAUUUUUUUGCAGCAUAUACAAAAUACAUGA
Molecule: messenger RNA, 189 nt
Organism: Dentiscutata erythropus
Lineage: Eukaryota; Fungi; Glomeromycota; Glomeromycetes; Diversisporales; Gigasporaceae
Source: the annotation of a GenBank genome assembly